AUGCCUGAGAAAUUAACCAAUGUGACCCUAAUAACAACAUUCUUGCUCAUGGGAUUCCCUGAGGAUCAGGUGCUACAGAGACUUUAUGCUGCUUUCUUCUCCCUGGUUUACCUGGCGGCGCUGAUGGGGAAGCUCCUCAUUAUCACCCUCACCACCAUUGACCAGCAUCUCCAAACCCCCAUGUACUUCUUCCUGAAGAAUUUGUCUUUGAUUGAUAUCUGUUACAUCUCUGUCACUGUCCCCAAAUCCGUCAUGAACUCUCUGACCAACAGCCAUUCCAUCUCCUUCGUGGGAUGUGCCUCACAGGUUUUCCUUGUUGUUUUCUUUGCUGGCGCAGAGUUUGCCCUCCUUCUGGUGAUGUCCUAUGAUUGCUAUGCAGCCAUCUGCUGUCCUCUGCACUAUGAGGACCUCAUGAAUAGAGGUGCCUGUGUGCAGAUGUAUGAACAGCAGAAAAACUAUCAAGAAAAGGAAGACAUUGGGAAUCAACAGAAACCUAGAAUUUUGAAUCAUAGCAGACUGGAAAAUGUGACCAACCAGUCAGCAGGGAUGGAAUUCUUCCUCAUGGUAUUCUCUGACACCAGAGAGCUCCAGGUUUUACAUGGCUUUCUGUUUUUGCUUAUUUACCUGGUGACUCUUAUGGGAAAUCUCAUUAUUGUCCUGAUUGCUCUGGAUUAUUGUCUUCACACCCUCAUGUACUUCUUCCUGAAGAAUUUAUCACUUUUUGAUGCCUGCCUCUUUUCCAUCACACUUCCAAUUAUCCUGAACUCUUUAUCCCACAGUGACACCAUUUCUUUCUCGGGAUGCAUAUUACAGGUAAUGUUAGUCAUUCACUUUUCUGGGUCUGAGCUUUUCCUUCUAACUGCCAUGUCCUAUGACCGCUAUGUGGCCAUCAGUCACCCACUGCACUAUGAUGUCAGCAUGAACAGGAGAGUCUGUGUGAGGAUGACAGCUGCCUCCUGGUCUCUUGGGAGUAUCUUUGGGGUCUUAUAUUCAGCUGGUACUUUCUCUUUAUCUUUCUGUGGCUCCAGAAAAUUUCCUCAGUUUUUCUGUGAUGUCCCCUCCCUACUGAAGAUCUCUUGAUCAAAGUCUUAUGUCAUCAUUGAUAUUAGUGAGGCAAUUGGGGUUAUGUAUGCACUUUUCUGUUUAGUGUCCAUUGGCUUUUCAUAUAUGUACAUUUUCAGUACAGUGCUGAGAAUGCCAUCAUUCCAAGGGUGGUCAAAAGCCUUUUCCACUUGCACACCACAUGUCAUAGUUGUAACAACAUUUACUGUGACAGGCACCAUUGCCUAUCUGAAGCCAGUCCCUGAUUCUCCACAUCUUGUGGAUUUUUUGGUGUCUGUGUUCUAUUCUGUGUUGCCUCCAUCUUUGAACCCCAUAAUAUACAGCCUAAGGAACAAGGAAAUCAAAGCAGCUGUGAAGAGGUUUCUAUGGAAACUAAGUCAUUAUACAUUCUAUGGGGAAAAACAAUAA
Molecule: messenger RNA, 1470 nt
Organism: Leptonychotes weddellii (Weddell seal)
Lineage: Eukaryota; Metazoa; Chordata; Mammalia; Carnivora; Phocidae
Source: RefSeq, a predicted model, not a curated record